This is a messenger RNA of Umbelopsis ramanniana AG, 2728 nucleotides long. RefSeq lists its product as uncharacterized. The coding region runs from base 226 to 2508 and encodes 760 amino acids. The record is from RefSeq and is a predicted model, not a curated record. NCBI's taxonomy places the organism in Eukaryota, Fungi, Mucoromycota, Umbelopsidomycetes, Umbelopsidales, Umbelopsidaceae. Gene Ontology annotation, cellular component: cytoplasm. Gene Ontology annotation, molecular function: protein binding. The transcript is spliced from 13 exons.
GUUAUGAGAGAGAGCCUGCAACACGCAGAGCGACGCCAGCAUGGCAAUCCAUCUCAGCAUUGCAUCCCCAAAUUCCCCAUGCUUAAAAAAAUCAUAAAAAAAAUCAUCAUAAAAUAAAUCUUUCGCAUCGAUCGCCUGUCUGCAACCUAAUCUCUCUCUCUUUCUGCCUGCCGCCCAUUUUCUUCCCUGCGUCCAAUCUAACAUCCACUGAAAAAUCAUCACGCCAUGUCGGUUAAUCAAGCGCUGUUACAAACCCUACCAUACUCCAUAUGGGACUUCUCCUCUCAUUCUGCCUCAUAUCACCCACGCAAUAUCAUGGAAAAUAGCCCAAUGGACCAGAGUUCAAGGUGGUCUAGUGGCACGAAUAAUCAGAUGCAGUAUAUCACUCUCAAGCUUGAUCGCCCUGCUAUUGUCCAUUCAGUCACUUUUGGAAAAUUCCAUAAAGUCCAUGUAUGUAACUUAAAAGAGUUCAAAGUCUUGGGAGGAGCUACGCCAAAUAAGCUGACCGAACUGGUGCACAGCGGUCUUCGUAACGAUAAUGAACCAGAGACGUUUGCAUUAAAGCACACAGCAAAUAAUGUGAUAUUCCCAAUCCAAUAUAUCAAAAUUGUGCCACUCAUGGCAUGGGGAGCGAACUUCAACUUUAGCAUAUGGUUCAUAGAAUUAAAAGGUAUCAUGAACCCUGAUAUUGUCAAUCGCGCUCAGAUUGAAUAUGAGCAGUGUCAGGAAAUGCAAACCAUCCGCUUGUGUCUCAAGCACUUUAGAGAGCGCAAUAUGACCGAAGUGUUUAAUGCGCUGAGUAGACAAACCAAUGUCCAACUGGAGGACCCCCUAUUAACAGACUUGCAUCGAGCGUUAGUGCUUGAAGCCAAUUAUCCCGAAGCCGAACGCAUUAUCGCGCAAGCAUCGAAGGCUGGCCUUUUUGAAUCCUAUUUGAAAGAAUGUGAUUAUACCCCUCUAUGGCAUUGUAUCGACACCGAUCAAUCCUCUCCAUCUGUUCGAGGUGGCCAUCAGAUGUGUAUAGACGUUGAGGGUGGAUUGAUUUAUCUGCUAGGAGGAUGGAAUGGGAAAAUGGAUUUGUCGGACUUUUGGUGUUAUAACAUACGGCAGAGACAAUGGACGAUGAUCAGCUCCAACACUGCAAAUGAAGGCGGACCUGGACCUAGAUCUUGCCACAAAAUCUGCUUUGAUCCAUCGACUCGCUCAAUCUUUGUAUUAGGACGGUAUGUUGAAUCACAAGCAAGACUGGAAGCCAACUUAAAUCCGGAUUUCUAUCAAUAUUUGACGCAUAUCAACCAGUGGGUCAAGAUCAGUGACAAUACUUCGAAUGAUGGAGGGCCUGAUCUGAUUUACGACCAUCAAAUGUGCAUGGAUACAGAAAAACAAAUGUUGUACGUUUUUGGUGGUAGAACAGUUCAUCCUGAUACGAAUCAGCACAAUUACAGUGGGUUAUAUCGGUAUAAUGCCAACAUGAACUCUUGGAAACUACUGAGAUCGGACGUAUCAUCGCACUCUCCUCCAACCCCUCCACAUGAAAACAACAAUGGAACCGAGGCCGCUACCACUUCACCUGGCGCGUCCACUUUAUCGCCGGCAGCUUCUUCUCCAUCUAUACCGUCUCCUCUGCUGACACAACAUGGCAUGCGGCACGACCAACCAGCUACCCUAAAGUCGAGAGUAGGACAUUCCAUGCUGUAUGACCCUGUAUCUCGACUAUUGUACAUAUUUGCUGGGCAACGCCUUAAGGACUAUCUCUCGGAUUUUUACGCAUAUUCUCUCGACCGAGAUGAGGUGAUUGAAAUAUCUCGGGAUUACUCCCGACAGGCUGGACCUGAUGCUGGCUUUACUCAGCGGGCAACUAUGGAUGCAGAAAAGCAGGAAAUUUAUAUUUUGUCUGGUUACAUGAAAGUGAAAGGUCAUGACACGGUGAAGAAUUCGUUCUGGGUGUAUGAUAUUCGCACGAAUGUGUGGAAGAAAGUGUACCAGAACGAAGCCAUCAAUGAUGAUAAUCAACGCAUUGUCAAUGAAACCGAGCCCUGCCCCAGGUACGCGCAUCAGCUUGUAUACGACCAUAUUAACAAAGUGCAAUAUCUAUUUGGCGGAAAUCCCGGCGACAAAAAAGACAUCACCAAGCGGUUAGAUGAUUUUUGGGAGCUGCGGUUACACAGACCCAACUCUCAAGACAUCCUAAGAAAAUGUUUGUUCCAGAUCCGUGCUCAGCAUUUCAUGGAGUUAUGUGAAGCAGAUUCAGAUGGUGGAAACAGUGGAUUGCCUGCCCUUCAAUAUUUGCAAAACGAAUUGUCGCAAGUCGUUGACCAUAAGAACCCCAAAGAAAGUACCGAAUUCAGGCAAUUAAGCACAAACUUGGUCAUGGGCAUGGCCAAUGGAAAGUCCAAGACAGACUUCGCUAAUGCUCGCAAUCGAUUGUAUGAGCACCUACUUUCAUACUUUCCCAAACACAUGAAGCAACCUGAUGAAUCGCUUAUCGAUACUAUGCGCAUCGUUUAGUCCUUUCAACUACUGAAUCUACAUUAUCGUAAUUAAGCUGGAAUACAGUAUAUUAAUGUGACACGUUUGGGAUCCUUGCUACAAUAAAUUUUUUAAAAAAGUGGAUGGCGGCAAAAGUCUAAGCAAGCAAAGCAAAGCAAAGCACCAUCACUGCUCCCAAAAGAACCCCUUUUCAUAGGAACCCUCUUGCGCUUGGACGACAUUAAACAAACAAUGUCGU